This is a messenger RNA of Strongylocentrotus purpuratus (purple sea urchin), 880 nucleotides long. RefSeq lists its product as uncharacterized. The transcript has 6 exons. The record is from RefSeq and is a predicted model, not a curated record. NCBI's taxonomy places the organism in Eukaryota, Metazoa, Echinodermata, Echinoidea, Camarodonta, Strongylocentrotidae. The coding region runs from base 92 to 880 and encodes 262 amino acids.
CGUUGAUAAGCACGAUGCCAUCAAGUAGGUCUCACUAACAAAAGAUAUAAUCUCACAAUUUACCUCGAAGCAGUCAAACCAGUUGGCCACGAUGGAAGGAAAGCGAUUUGAAGACAUUGUCCGAAUGUUGAUCUAUGUUCAACUAUUCCUAACUUCAGUUUGCGUUGGUUCAUCGCCAUGCAUGCCUGAAACCGACCGUUUGGGGCGCUACACGGUCAUAGGUGGUGGCGGUAACACCUCGUCGGCGGGUGUUCCUAGUGGGUCUAGGGUUCAAGUCUCAGUAAGAUGCGAUUCGGGUGCUGUCGCACAACAAUCUGUGACGUCACAAUGCUCUAAUGGAACAUGGAUCCCUCCCUGGCCUCGAUGUGAAAAACCUUGUUCGGUACCAAGGAACAUAGGACAGGUUCGCCAGUUUUUGAAUGAUAAAAGAAUGACUAGCUACUAUAACCGUCCCGCCUUGCCCAAUGGCACCCAGAUAGUUGCUAGAUGUAGAGACCCUGGAAAGCAUAGAUUGAUUGGUGAUCAAAGACGAACUUGUCAAGGAGGACAGUGGACCGGGGAAGAACCAAUAUGCCAACCUGUACAAACACAAGUCUUAUUCUACGGCGCAUCGCAUGAGGUUGCUAGUAAUGGGACAGUCGUGGUUCACGUGCAUCGUGGAAAUCCUUUGAAUCUUAAUGUACUCUGCAGACUCACAAGUCUAAGCUUAAGACCUCCUCGGCUGACAACCCCUCUCGUGAAUGACGGAGAGUUACCGCAAUGGCACAGGUUGAAUACUCAUAAAAUAGAGCUGAGUCCAAUGUCUACUGAUAUCUCUGGCAUGUAUACAUGCAGUGGGUCGUCAUCAUCUCACAGCGUACAUGUGCUGUUUAAAGAAUAA